GAUGUGGUACAAGGUUAAUUUUUGGAGUAAACACAAGUAAAAUGUUCUUUCUAAAAUAUCGCCCGAAAUCGGUGAUGUAUCCCUUUGGAAUUUGCCAAAAACGGCCUCUUUAAUAUUCCGUCUGAAUCGGUGUUAAAUAGAUUUAUUCAUCCCUAAAGAAUAGCCUCAGCCUGAAUCCGUGAUUUGCGACAUUGAAAAUCCAUGAAAAACAGCCUUUCGAAAAAAUCACCAAAAAAAUUACCUAAAUGCCCUCCGAAAAAGUAAGACAAUUUUUUAGCCCAAAUCAGCGAUUAGUAGACUUCAUCGUUGGUGGAGAGUACCCUAAUGACGAAUCAGUGAGCCGUUGCCUUCAAAAUCAAAGGAAAAUGACUUUCUAUAAAAUCUCCCGAAAUCGGGGAUGGUACCCCUUUGGAAUCUCCCAAAAAUGGUCCCGGAAAAUUUCUGCCCGAAACUGUGUUUAAUAGACUUAUUCAUCCCUAAAGAAUAGCCUCGGCCUGAACCCGUGAUCUGCAGCAUUCAAAAUCCAUGGAAAACAUCUUGUCGAAAAAUCUCCAAAAAAUUACCAAAAUGCACUCCGAAAAAGUUAGAGCAAAUUUAUGCCUAAAUCGGCGAUUAGUAGACUUCAUCAUUGGUGGAGAGUACCCUAAGGAUGAAUAUGUGAUUCGUCGCCUUUAAAAUCCAAGGGAAAUGGCCUUUACAAACAAUCGCCUGAAAUCGGUGAUGGUACCCACUUUGGAAUGGCCUAAAACGGUGUUUAAUAGACUUAUUCAUCCCUAAAGAAUAGCCUCAGCCUAAAUCUGUGAUCUGCAGCCUUCAAAAUCCUUGGAAAAGGGACUUUUGAAAAAAUCGCACGAAAUCGAUGAUGGUGCCCCUUUGGAAUCUGCCAAAAAUUGCCCUGGACAUAUUCCGCCCGAAACGGGGUUUAAUAGACUUAUUCAUCCCUAAAGAAUAGCCUUAGCCUAAAUCUGUGAUCUGCAGCCUUCAAAAUCUAUGGAAAACAGACUUUUGAAAAAAUCGCACGAAAUCGGUGAUGGCACCCUUUUAGAACAUGCCAAAGAUUGGCCCGGAAAUAUUCCCCCCGAAACAGUGUUUAAUAGACUUAUUCAUCUCUAAAGAAUAGCAUAGCCUGAAUCCGUGAUCUGCAGCCCUCAGAAUCAAUGGAAAACGGCCUUACGAAAAAAUCGUCGAAUCGGUGAUGGUACCCAUUUGGAAUAUGCUAAUAAAGGCCCUGAAAAUAUUCCGCCCGAAACGGUGUUUAAUAGACUUAUUCAUCCAAAAACGAAAAAAUCGCCGGAAUCGGUGAUGGUACCCAUUUGGAAUAUGCAAAUAAAGGCCCUGGAAAUAAUCCGCCCGAAACGGUGUUUAAUAGACUUAUUCAUCCAAAAAGAAUAAGCUCAGCCUGAAUCCGUGAUUAGCAGCCUUCAAAAUCAAAGGAAAACAUCCUUUUGAAAAAAUCAUCGAAAAAUUUCCAAAGUGCCCUCCGAAAAAGUUCAACCAAAUUUCAGCAUAAAUCGGCGAUUAGUAUAUUUCAUCAUUGGUGGAGAGUACCGUAAGGACGAAUCAGUGCACCGUCGUAUUCAAAAUCAAAGGAAAAUGCCUUUCCAAAAAAUCGUUUGAAAUCGGUGAUGGUACCCUUUGGAAUCUGCCAAAAAAGCCCACGGAAAUAUUCCGCCUGAAACGGUGUUUAAUAGACUUAUUCAUCCCUAAAGAAUAGCCUCAACCUGAAUCCGUGAUCUGCAGCCUUCAAAAUCCAUUGGAAACAGUCUUUUGAAAAAAUCAUCGUAAAAUUACCAAAAUGUCCUCCAAAAAAGUCCGACCAAAUUUUAGCCCAAAUCGGCGAUUAGUAGACUUCAUCAUGGGUAGAGAGUACUGAUAGACCGUUAGUUACACAUGUUUUCACCCCUGUUCUUACACCGUUUGAGAGGUGGUUUCUCGUGUUUUAGACCGAUUUCACGCUAGGUUGUGCUUGUUUGUGAUAUUUCAGGUCCUGGCAAGUGAAUGAAGGUUUAGGAGCGAGUUCGGGGUCGAUUGGGUGAAGAUCGGGUGCGAGACAAGUCACAAAGGAGGUCACACGGGCUGCCCUGAUGAUCACACGGCCGUGUGAAGGAGUAGUCUGGCCGUGCGAGUUUCGCCGAGAGCAAACACGGGCAGAGCUGGACAUCCACACGGCCGUGCAAGAGGCCAGUCUGGCCGUGUGGAAUUCUGCGUGAGCAAACAUGGGCAAAAAGGAAGUUCACACGGCCGUGCCACUCUGGCAGUGCAAAGAGCCUGGAAUUCGAACUAAUUGGAACGCAACGUUUUGACGCACACGGGCAACUGGGUAAGCCACACGGCCGUGCCACCCUGCCCGUGUGAGUCGGGAUUUUCUGCUUAAAACCCGAUUUUCAGCCAAAGGAGAAGAGGAGAGCUGGGUUUUGGAUCCCAAACACCCAAGGGACGAACCAAAGAGAGAGAGGGCGAUUUGAGGGCAUUCUUGGAGUGGAGUUGGAGGAUUUCUUCGCCUUGGAAGCUCGAGGAACAAGCCCGGACUUGAAGACUGAUCAUCUGAAGAUUCUUACUGCAGUCUCUCUCUUCUCUAUGGAGUAACUUCCCUUCACUUAGGUUUUGAGGAACCCUAGCUAUGUUUGUUUGAUUGGAUGAUUGUAUGAUUACUCUGACUUGAUAAUCUUGAGUUCAUAUUCAAUCUAUGCAUGUUUUCAUGAUUCAAUUCUGCUUUAGUCAAGAUUAUUGAUUCUGCUUUGAUCCUAUGAGAGGGAAUACCUGAUUAGGUCAAUAGAGCACCAUAGAUUGAUAGUAGUGGAUCGAUUGCUUUAGUCGAGGGUUGAUUCACUGCUUUGUAUCGAUUGAGAACCUCUUUCGAUAGAGGGAGUCUAGUUCAGAACGCCUUGAUAAGUUGUUCUAGAGAAGGAUACGUCCCUCUAGGCAAUUGACUCAAGAGGGCCUUGUUCCUUUAGUCGAGACUCAAGGUCUAGUCAAGGAUUCUCCGCAUUGUGAAUGAAAGUGAAACAAGUUAGAAAUCAUCAAUCGUUAGUCUGGCUAGUGGCUAGGGGGAAUCAUACCUAAGUGGGUUCCCAACCUGUAAUUAGAUUAACUUUAACUGUAGUUUGCUAGAGUAGUUUUAGUUCUUUCAUCUUGAUAUGGUUUGCUAAAUAAUAAACUGAAGCUGAGUAAUAGUAACUCUAGAGACCCGUGGAUUCGAUAUUUAUCACUUGAGCCACUAUACUGCAGUCCCUUCCAUUGGUUACACUUGGCCAUUGUUAGGUGUUGUGUCAUAGCGAGUCAAGUUUUUGGCGCCGUUGCCGGGGACUUUCUAGAGUAUUAGGAAAGGCAGAAGUUUGUUACUUUAGCGUUUUCGUUUCUUUUCUUUUCCACCCUUGCUUUUCACUUGGGUGUUUUUGUUGGUGCAGAUCUGAAUCAUGGAUCCUAAUGGCUUCUCCAAUCAUUGGGGGUAUCCACCACCAUCUGGUUGGUAUUACCCCGAGACUCCGUGGAGCAAUCAAGGCGGAGAAGACUAUGGAUUUGGGUUCCAGUACCAACCCCCUUACUACGGAGAACAACCGGAUCCCUGGGCAUAUCAAGAACAACCUCAUUACCAAGAAGAAUUUUUCCCACAACCAGAGGGGCCAUUGGAGCUGGAGUUACCCAUGGCGGCCUUCACGGGCCAUUCUGCAGAGCCAUGCUACACUCCACAGCCAGAUCCACACUAUGAAUUGAGACUUCUCAUGGAGCAGUUUGCUCGAGACUGUGAUAGAACAUGCUCCAGGAUGGAUCAUUGUGUCCAGGCCUAUCGUGAAACAGAGGAGAUCCUCCUGAGCCUUAAGAAGAGCGUCGAUGAUCUUGAGCGAUCUUGGGCACAGCCUGCUCCAGAUCACCCUUCUGCUACCAUACAAGAAGAGGAGGAGGAAGAAGAAGGCUACAAGGACAUUGUGGAGCACACUGAAGUUGUCACGGAGAGCUCCCGUGAUGAUCAUGAUCAGGAGUGUCCUGUCGUAGCCGACCACACCUUCCCACACCCCAAACUGCGCUUUGAAGAGGCGGGCAUGAGUGAGGAGUUGCAAGAAGAUCUCAUGAAAGAAAUUGCUUGGCAACUUGCUCUCCAAUCCGUGCUAGAAGAAGAAGAGCAACAAAGGGUGCAGAAAGAAGUUGUGGAGGAUGACGAAAGUGAAGCAGGAGGAGUUCUUGAUCAUUUCCCAGGGGUGAUACCACAUGAAGAAGAAAGGGGGGUUGAAGAAGCAAUUGGCGUCCAGGCUGAGGAUGAAGUUGAGGUGGAAGAGGCAUGCACCGGCCAUGAGUUACAUGUGAUAUCUCCACCAAACUUCGAGGAACUGCUUAGCAAGGACCCAUUUGCAGUGUCUCUUUGCCAGACCAAGGCCACCUCGACAUCGGUCCCUCUUGGUGGACGCGAUGGUGGCCAAUCGAUGCUGUCAUAUCUGGUUUGGGGCAAUGAGACGAGAGAAGAGAAGGAGAGGUCUCGAGGGUGGAGACUUCAUCUGCAUCAAGUACAUGAGCCUUCAUCACCUGCCACACCACAUGCUCAUGACUUGAGACUCCACCUCAUCGACGAGAACCUCAACUUCAAGGAGGUUCUAGCAUGGACCGAAACUUAGGAGCCAUCGUCCGGCUCACGACGUGAAAGAAGCACUUGUUGGGAGGCAACCCAACCAGUCGGUUUGCAUUUCUUUCUCUAUUUCUCCUCGGUUGAGUCAGUUUGCUAUUUGAUUUUAGAGUCAAUAACUCAACCUUUGUGAGAUUUUGUGUGGUGUUUGUGUUCUGAUUACUCUCUUUCUGGAUGGCACCGCCUGACCCGUUCAUCAUCAUUCACCCUUGAUCUGGUAACUUCGUUCUACCCUCCUUAUCUUUCCUCCGUUGAGGACAAUGUCGUGCUUAAGUGUGGGGGGAUGUUCGAUUAUGUAUGCGGGUGAAUGUUUGGUUGUUUGUGUGCUUGGAGCCUAGUCCACUGUCCAAAUUUUUAAAUUUGAGGGCUCCAAGUACGUGUUUCCUUGCAAUUGCCUGCUCAGUAUGCUUUGAAUUGACAGUCUUUAUAGUGAUAUGCAACCUAGGGAGGUAGUGUAGCACUAUGGAGGAUGUUGAUGCAUUUAAGAAGUCUCAUUUCUUCUUCAUAUUGAGUUGGUUGAUUGAGUGAAUUAGUGAUCUUAGGACCCUUGAAUUGUGUGGUGUUGUGGAUUCUCUGCCUGUCAUGGACUCUUGUAUCAUGUUUUGAAAAUAACAGGUGCUCGAAAAUGUGCUUCAAAAUAAACGUCUCCCGUGCGAAUAGGGCGAAAGUGUGUAAGGGGAGACGGGAAUUCGUUCCCAAGUUCCACCUACUACCUCCAGCCCCCUUACAUGUCUUUCCCCCGCACGAGGCUCGAGACAUCCGCUCCUGGCAUGGCCGGUAAGAGCAGGUUGGGACCCUUGAAAAAGAAAAAAGAAAAGAAAAAUAACAGAAAACAAGCAUAAUAGAAAGAAAAGGGGUUCCAACCAUCCUUAAGCAGAAAAUAGAGCACCUUGAAAAAUGUGAGUCCAUGAUCUGUUGUUUUUGAGAAUCUCUUCAUCCACAAUUCAUUUGUCCUCUGUUCACUAUUUGCCAUGAUGCCGACUCGCCGAAGAAGUUAUGAGAUGACUUGUGCGUUGGUUGACCUCGUAAGUUGCUAAAUGAUCUAGGAAGUCCUCUACCUACGAUCUGGGUUGUUUGUUGCUAUAGAGGUCUGGAGAGUUGCAUUGGUUUGAGUUAGGUUUGCUUGGGGACAAGCAAACGGUUAAGUGUGGGGGAGUUUGAUAGACCGUUAGUUACACAUGUUUUCACCCCUGUUCUUACACCGUUUGAGAGGUGGUUUCUCGUGUUUUAGACCGAUUUCACGCUAGGUUGUGCUUGUUUGUGAUAUUUCAGGUCCUGGCAAGUGAAUGAAGGUUUAGGAGCGAGUUCGGGGUCGAUUGGGUGAAGAUCGGGUGCGAGACAAGUCACAAAGGAGGUCACACGGGCUGCCCUAAUGAUCACACGGCCGUGUGAAGGAGUAGUCUGGCCGUGCGAGUUUCGCCGAGAGCAAACACGGGCAGAGCAGGACAUCCACACGGCCGUGCAAGAGGCCAGUCUGGCCGUGUGGAAUUCUGCGUGAGCAAACACGGUCAAAAAGGAAGUUCACACGGCCGUGCCACUCUGGCCGUGCAAAGAGCCUGGAAUUCAAACUAAUUGGAACGCAGCGUUUUGACUCACACGGGCAACUGGGUAAGCCACACGGCCGUGCCACACUGCCCGUGUGAGUCGGGAUUUUCUGCUUAAAACCCAAUUUUCAGCCAAAGGAGAAGAGGAGAGCUGGGUUUUGGAUCCCAAACACCCAAGGGACGAACCAAAGAGAGAGAGGGCGAUUUGAGGGCAUUCUUGGAGUGGAGUUGGAGGAUUUCUUCGCCUUGGAAGCUCGAGGAACAAGCCCGGACUUGAAGACUGAUCAUCUGAAGAUUCUUACUGCAGUCUCUCUCUUCUCUAUGGAGUAACUUCCCUUCACUUAGGUUUUGAGGAACCCUAGCUAUGUUUGUUUGAUUGGAUGAUUGUAUGAUUACUCUGACUUGAUAAUCUUGAGUUCAUAUUCAAUCUAUGCAUGUUUUCAUGAUUCAAUUCUGCUUUAGUCAAGAUUAUUGAUUCUGCUUUGAUCCUAUGAGAGGGAAUACCUAAUUAGGUCAAUAGAGCACCAUAGAUUGAUAGUAGUGGAUCGAUUGCUUUAGUCGAGGGUUGAUUCACUGCUUUGUAUCGAUUGAGGACCUCUUUCGAUAGAGUGAGUCUAGUUCAGAAUGUCUUGAUCAGUUGUUCUAGAGAAGGAUACGUCCCUCUAGGCAAUUGACUCAAGAGGGCCUUGUUCCUUUAGUCGAGACUCAAGGUCUAGUCAAGGAUUCUCCGCAUUGUGAAUGAAAGUGAAACAAGUUAGAAAUCAUCAAUCGUUAGUCUGGCUAGUGGCUAGGGGGAAUCAUACCUAAGUGAGUUCCCAACCUGUAAUUAGAUUAACUUUAACUGUAGUUUGCUAGAGUAGUUUUAGUUCUUUCAUUUUGAUAUGGUUUGCUAAAUAAUAAACUGAAGCUGAGUAAUAGUAACUCUAGAGACCCGUGGAUUCGAUAUUUAUCACUUGAGCCACUAUACUGCAGUCCCUUCCAUUGGUUACACUUGGCCAUUGUUAGGUGUUGUGUCAUAGCGAGUCAAGUACCAUAAGGACGAAUAUGUGAUCCGUCGCUUUCAAAAUCCAAGGACAAUGGCCUUUCCAAAAAAUCACGCGAAAUCGGACAUGGUACCCCUUUGGAAUCUGCCAAAAAUAGGAAAUAUUCAGCCCGAAAGGGUAUUUAAUAGACUUAUUCAUCCUUAAAGAAUAGCCCAGUCUGAAUAAGUGAUCUGCAACCUUCAAAAUACAUGGAGAACGGGUUUUCAAAAAAAAUCGUAAAAAAACUACCAAAAUGCCCUCCGAAAAAGUUCGACCAAAUUUCUGCCAAAUCGGCGAUUAGGAGACUCAUCAUUGAUGGAGAGUACCCUAAGGACGAAUCAGUGAUCAGUCGCCUUCAAAAUCAGAGGAAAAUGCCUUUCCAAAAAAUCGCCCGAAAUCGGUGAUGGUACCCCUUUGGAAUCGACUAAAAAUGUCCUCGAAAAUAUUCUGCCGAAACGGUGUUUAAUAGUCUUAUUCAUCCCUAAAGAAUAGCCUCAGCCUGAAUCCGUGAUCUGCAGCCUUCAAAAUCCAUGGAAAACGACCUUUUGAAAAAUCACCAAAAUGCCCUUUAAAAAAGUUCGACCAAAAUUCUGCUCAAAAUUGGCGAUUAGUAAACUUAAUCAUCGGUG
Molecule: messenger RNA, 7810 nt
Organism: Linum trigynum
Lineage: Eukaryota; Viridiplantae; Streptophyta; Magnoliopsida; Malpighiales; Linaceae
Source: the annotation of a GenBank genome assembly